Drosophila novamexicana is the source of this 359-nucleotide messenger RNA. RefSeq lists its product as uncharacterized. The transcript is spliced from 2 exons. The coding region runs from base 51 to 275 and encodes 74 amino acids. Lineage: Eukaryota; Metazoa; Arthropoda; Insecta; Diptera; Drosophilidae. The record is from RefSeq and is a predicted model, not a curated record.
CAGCUCGCCAGCCAGCACGACAAAUCGCAACCACCAAAAACCACUUCAAAAUGUUCAAAUUCUUCGCUUUGUGCCUGUUCGCCAUUGUGGCCUGUGUCGCCGCCAAGCCCGCCGUGGUGGCUGCCCCACUGGCCUACAGCGCCUACACCGCUGCACCACUCGCCUACAGUGCGCCCUACACCGCUGCCUACACCGCCGCUGCCGCCUACCCGUACUCCGCUUAUCCCUAUGCCGCUGCAUACUCCGCCUAUCCCUAUGCCGCCUACUACCGCUAAGCGCACCACUGAACCACGUCAACCACGACCAGCCAGACCUGAUAUCGUAUUUGGAUCCUGAUUUUAGUUAACUUCACGCAAUUU